Pogona vitticeps (central bearded dragon) is the source of this 1902-nucleotide messenger RNA. RefSeq names its product SET and MYND domain containing 3 (gene SMYD3). The record is from RefSeq and is a predicted model, not a curated record. Gene Ontology annotation, cellular component: nucleus. Lineage: Eukaryota; Metazoa; Chordata; Lepidosauria; Squamata; Agamidae. Gene Ontology annotation, molecular function: histone methyltransferase activity; protein binding.
AAACAUGGUUCCGCCGGCUCAACACAGGGCGUCACGUGGGCUCAGAGGCGGGAAGGGUGGCUGGUUCUGGGUCUUCUCCGUUUAGUUUCUUUCGUCGGUGAAAGCGGCGAUGGAGAAGUUUGCCAGCCCGGGCAAAGGCAACGGCCUGCGCCUCCUGAGGCCGGUGAAGCCGGGCGAGUUGCUCUACCGCGCGGAGCCUUUGGCCUACGUCGUCACCAAGAAGCGCCUCGGAGGCGUGUGCGAGCGCUGCCUGAGCAGUAAGAAGCAGCUGCUUCGGUGUUCUCAGUGCAAAGUCGCAAGAUACUGUGAUGCUCAUUGUCAGAAAGAAGCCUGGCAGGAUCACAGAAGGGAGUGCAAGUGUAUCAAGAGUGUUGAGCCUAACUUUCCACCAGACUCAGUAAGGCUUGUCGGCAGGAUUGUGUUCAAAAUAUUAAGACAGACACCAUGCCCAUCUGAGAACCUCUACUCUUUUUCUGAUCUUAAAUCAAAUACUGAAGACCUUAAUGAAGAAAUGAAAGAAGGCCUUGGGCAUUUAGCAACAACACUCCUGCUGUACUUGAAGGUGGAGAUCCAUGAUGCUUCUCAGCUGCCACCUACCCUAGAUAUUUUUCAGACCUUCGCAAAAGUGACCUGCAACUCUUUCAGCAUUAGUAAUGGAGAAAUGCAGGGUGUUGGUGUUGGCCUUUAUCCCAGCAUGUCUUUGCUGAACAACAGUUGUGAUCCCAACUGUGUGAUUAUCUUUGAGGGCCCUCAGCUCCACCUUCGCUCCAUCCGGGAAAUUCAGAAAGGAGAAGAGCUUACCAUCAGCUAUGUUGAAACAAUGAUGCUCACUUCCGAACGCCAGCAACACCUGAGGCGCCAGUAUUGUUUUGAAUGUGACUGCCUCAUGUGCCAUACAAAAAGCAAGGAUGCUGACAUGUUGGCAGGUGAUGAACAAGCUUGGAAAGAAGCCAAAGAAGUUAUAAAUAAAAUGGGAGCUCCAAAAUCCAAAGAAGAGUGGGAGCAGGUUUUGUUGAUGUGCCAGACAUUUUUAAGGAACAACUCCUCUCAGCUCCCAGACACAAACAUAUACCAACUAAAAGUACUUGACCUUGCUAUGGAUGCUUGUAUAAACCUUGGCCUUUUGGAGGAAGCUUUGAGUUAUGGUAACAGAACCUUGGAGCCCUACAGGUUUUACUAUUCCGGCUUCCACCCUUUGAGAGCUGUCCAGUUGAUGAGAGUGGCCAAACUGCAGUACAGCCAAGAGAUGUUUUCCCAGGCCCUGGAAACGCUGAAGCAGGCUUAUGAUAUUAUGAAAGUGACCCAUGGAACAGAACACAGCCUAGUCCACGACUUGAUGAUGCUGAAGGAAGACUGUGAGGCUGGCCUGCUGUCAGAAUGAAGAAGGCUUGCAAACUCUGCUCUCCAGGUGAAGAGAGUGUCUCCCUGUAUAUUGCAGGGACAUUUUCUUAUAUGCUAAACAUAUCUGACGGAUGAGCUAAGAAAACGUUCCAGAUGUUCUCUUGUAUAAACACAAUGGCCGAAAUCCUUUUGCUUAGUGUAGUAAAAUCAUACUAGAGCAAGCCCACUGAAUCAAUGGGGAUUUAGUGGGCCAACCCCUGUGAAAAGUCAAGUGAUUCAAGUGGGCCUGUUCUAAAGGAAGUUGCCAUUAGGCCCAUAUGAAUCAAUGGAAUGUAUGGAAGUGCUGACUCACCAAAUCCCCAUUGAUUCAGUAGGACUGCUCUAGUGAGAUUACUACAUUAAGCAACAAGAUUUUGCCCCAUAUUGUUGCUUCUGUUUAUUAAUGAAAUAAUGUUCCUCAUUUGUUGAAAUUCCAGCAAAUAUAUCUUCCCUGUAGUGCAAAUAAGCUUUCAAAAAGUGUGAACAGUUGUUUCUGAGGGUACAAUUUACUAUUAAAAUAAU